Molecule: messenger RNA, 774 nt
Organism: Candidozyma auris
Lineage: Eukaryota; Fungi; Ascomycota; Pichiomycetes; Serinales; Metschnikowiaceae
Product: TATA-binding protein-associated factor TAF11
Exons: 1
Coding region: 1-774 (257 amino acids)
Biological process (GO): RNA polymerase II preinitiation complex assembly; transcription initiation at RNA polymerase II promoter
Cellular component (GO): transcription factor TFIID complex; nucleus
Molecular function (GO): protein heterodimerization activity; transcription coactivator activity
Source: RefSeq, a predicted model, not a curated record
AUGUCCUGCAGAGCGCUCACAUCAAAACUUGGAUACUCCAUCAAUCAAAACCACCUUCCUAUCAAUAUGAGCAAUAUGGACGACGAGGAGAUCUUAAGUGAUGUCAGUCUAGAUGAGGACGAUGAAGAAUUGAUCUGGAGGGUGUUCUACGCGUCAAAAGAGGACUCGAACAAGGCUGAAGACCAACUCGAGAAUGAUCAGGAUGAGGAACUAUCAGAUCUUAGCGACAUUGAGGAUCAGGAAUUGGUACAAAAAUACAAGCAUCUCAAGCAACAAGAAUCAGCACCACUACUGGAGGAUGACAAGAAGAAACUUCUCAUUACAUCGUUUACUGAAGAGCAGAUGGACAAGUUCGAAGCAUACAGAAGAUCGUCGAUCAACAAGGCAGGUGUGAGGAAGCUCUGUAACGGUGCUUUGAACCAAUCAAUACCCGAGAACAUGGCUAAGAUACUAGCUGGUCUAUCGAAGCUGUUUCUUGGUGACAUUAUCACAAAAGCCUUUGAGAUACAAGAACGUGAAUACAAGGCCCAACUUAUCCUUGACAUAGAUGCAAAGAAAAGGCGCAAAAAAGAAACACUCAGAAGGAUUGAAAAAGGUGAAGACAUAUCCAAUGUCCCUCCAGAAAGAAAGCUUGAGUACCUCGGAGAUAGAAAAGGACCACUUCAACCAGAACAUAUACGCGAAGCUUGGAGACUAUACAAGCUCGAAAGCAGUGGUGCCUAUCUGUCACAGUGGAGAACACAGGGAGAGGGAGAUGGUAAGUUUUUCAGGUAA